This is a messenger RNA of Silurus meridionalis, 3331 nucleotides long. RefSeq names its product protein kinase C and casein kinase substrate in neurons 2 (gene pacsin2). Lineage: Eukaryota; Metazoa; Chordata; Actinopteri; Siluriformes; Siluridae. Gene Ontology annotation, biological process: cytoskeleton organization; plasma membrane tubulation; regulation of endocytosis. Gene Ontology annotation, molecular function: protein binding; phospholipid binding. The record is from RefSeq and is a predicted model, not a curated record. The transcript is spliced from 11 exons. The coding region runs from base 169 to 1617 and encodes 482 amino acids. Gene Ontology annotation, cellular component: endosome; plasma membrane; cytoplasm.
GAUUCGUUGACGAGUCACGAGAUCCGAGUCCUGCUGCCUCUGCAGGCAUUCGGCCAUGGAGUGGUUAUGAGGAACAGGAGCAGAGCUGACGAACAGAUCUAACAAACCACCGUAUUUCGACACAUUUUCAUCCUUCAGGUUGUACCAAGAUAAUCCAAAAACGCAGCCAUGUCUGACUACACUGACUCUAUGAAUGAUGUCUCCAGUGACAGUUUUUGGGAGGUUGGGAAUUACAAACGGGCUGUAAAGCGGGUGGACGACGGGAAUCGUCUGUGUAAUGACAUAAUGAACUGUAUUCAUGAGCGAGCUCGCAUCGAAAAGGCAUACGCACAGCAAUUGACUGAAUGGGCCAAGCGUUGGAGACAACUAAUAGACAAAGGACCUCAGUAUGGGACAGUGGAGCGGGCCUGGUGUGCCCUGAUGACAGAAGCGGAGAAGGUCAGUGAUCUCCACAUGGAGAUAAAGGGUGUGCUCAUGGCUGAGGACUUUGAAAAAGUGAAAAACUGGCAGAAAGAUGCCUAUCACAAGCAGAUGAUCGGAGGGUUCAAGGAAACCAAAGAGGCAGAGGAUGGCUAUCGCAAAGCUCAAAAACCUUGGGCCAAGAAACUUAAAGAGGUGGACACAAUGAAGAAGGCCUACCACACAGCCUGCAAGGAAGAGAAGUUGGCCACAAGCAGGGAGAACAGCAGCAAGAUGGAGAGCAACAAUCCAGAGGCCCAGAAAAAGCUGCAAGACAAAGUAGAGAAGUGCCAGCAGGAUGUCCAAAAGACUAAGGAGCGCUAUGAGAAGGCCCUGGAUGACUUGGAUAAGGUUACACCUCAGUACAUGGAGAACAUGGAGCAGGUGUUUGAACAGUGGCAGCAGUUUGAGGACAACAGACUGCAAUUUUUCAAAGAGGUCCUGCUGGAGGUCAAACAGCACCUUGACUUAGCUUCCAAUCAUAAGUUCCAGGAUGUGUAUCGGACACUGGAGGACACGAUCCAGGCAGCGGACACUGAGGAAGAUCUGAAAUGGUUCCGUGCUAAUCAUGGUCCGGGGAUGCCUAUGAACUGGCCUCAGUUUGAGGAGUGGUCUGUAGACUUAAACCGAACGCUGAGUCGGAGAGAAAAAAAGAAGCCAAGCGAUGAAGUAAUGCUUACAGGCAUCAGUCAAAUGGGAGAACGAGCAGCCAAGACCAGUAACAGCUUGACUGUGCCGAGUAGCACAGAACCGGUGGGCUUAAACCCAUUUGACGAUGAGGAAGACGAAGAGGAAAUGCCAGCAGAGCAGCCCAACAGAAGCCCAGCCAGUGUGAAAAAAGAGGAAGUUGUUGCCAAAAUUACCAGCAAUGUGGAGAAGACACAGGAUUGCUCAGACGAGGAGACAGGGAACCCCUUUGCAGCAGACACUAAUGAAAACGGAAAUCCCUUUGAGAAGGAGCCAGGUUCUCCCAAAGUUUCUGUUCCUGUCCGAGCGCUCUAUGACUACGAGGGCCAGGAGCAGGACGAGCUAAGUUUCAAAGCAGGUGAUGAAUUUAUUAAAAUCGGAGAGGAGGACGAGCAGGGGUGGUGCAAAGGACGUCUGAAAGACGGCCACGUUGGACUCUACCCAGCUAAUUAUGUGGAGGACAUUCAGUGACCAGAAAAAAAUAAAACGAGUGGAGAGGAAUAAAGCUACACCCGAGAGGAGAAGAAAGAAGGGGAGUGGUUAUUACUGAGGAUGAGAAGCUGCUCGUUAUUGCCCCCUUGUGGUGGAGGCUGGACCAACCGCUGCAAUAAUCCAAAAUGUCUUUCCACUCCAAUUUGAUCAAUUCCUCCUUUUUUUUUGGAGAUUUAGGAGCAGAUACCAUGCCACGAUCUUAUCAUAAAUGCUUUACAAAUAGGCUGUAAAAAAAAACAAAAAAACAAAAACAGAUCUUCACAAAAGGGCAGCUAAACAUGCUGUAUUUUAAUUACUUAUAUAAAACACAUAUCAUUUAACAUUCGAUCUAUGCUGAAAACUGUAAGUAGUCACUGACUGUAGUUUACACAUAACAAGUCUGGUCCAAAUUCUGAUUCUAAAGGCAACACAAAGGCAUCUUGAGGCACAUUUCACAGGUUCCUGCUUUUCUCUGUUGCUUUUAUUUUGUUUAAGGGCAGGAAAACCUGCUCCGUUAAUAAUAAACUUUUUGUCCUCCGAACAUUGGUAUGUUUCCAUACAUUUAUAAAAGCUAUAUUUUGCUUAACUGCCUAAUCGCCAAGACAUGCAAAAUAUAUAGCGACAUUGUUGCCAUUUACUGUAUGUUGGACAUUUUCAGAGUAUAGUAAUUUUUCUAUAGUUUUCUGCAGUGAUGCCACAGAGGAAGUCUAGAUGUUUUAUUAUCCAAUCAGAUUUUACUACUUUUACAAAAUGGAUGGAUGGAUUUUUUUUUUAUUUUUGGAAUAGUUAGUCUUGACGUUGAGCUAAGCUAAAAUAAAAAAAGCCAGGUUUUAUGGUGGAUUAGUUUUUCAGGGAAGAGCUAAAGUGGCCAUUGUCACAGGUGAAUCUUUUGCUGUUCACUUUCAUUGAUGUUAAAGUUGGGAUCUUUUCACUUCUCCCAUUAAAACAGUUUAUUUCUUAUUUUGCUCCAUAGUUCAGUAUCAAAUAGUUUUAUUUUGUUCUUGGGGAAGUUCUCUCACUUGAAUUUGUCAGCUUUAUUUUCAACCUGCACUGGACAGUACACAGAAGAAAAUUUGUUAUUCUUUAGUUCAAACUUGUUACAGACACAUGAUGUUCACUCACAUUAAAUAUUUUACAUUGAGAGGGAGAGAUAUUCAAGGAAACAAUGCAGCAGGGUUAAAGUAUUUGUGCAUGUACAAUACAAUGAACAAGAUAAGCAUUUUUAAAUUUGAUCUUGAUCUUGGGAUAGACAAUAUAUGUUUAAAAUUUAGACUUUUUUUCAGACUAAUUUAUGAAAUGCCAUAAGUGCUUCAGCUCCUGGAUAAAUGCUGUGAUUCAGAAUCAGAAUGUAUAUUAAGCAUUUAUAGAAUUUGAAUGUUAUGAAUUUAUUUUGUUACCUGUAUUAUAUGAAUUUAAUUCCAUGCUUGCAGAUGGUUAUUUAGACACACUGUUAUCAAUAUAGUUAUUUUCUUUUUAGUGUGUUUUGAGUUUGGAAUUGGUAUUCUCAUCACCAUCUGCCCAGUAAUGGCUGUGCCCCAUUAACACCAUCUCAUAAGAGUUCAUUAAUUUUUAUUGUAUCAGCGGUUUGUUGCAAUUAUUGAGAAGUGGUGUAAGAUCUUUAGGGGUUUGGCAUGUAAAAUUGCAGCUGUGUUUAUACAGUACACUGUUAAAUGUGUCACCUUGGCAGAUGGCAAAUAAAUGGUUUCAACUAAAA